Messenger RNA from Saccostrea echinata, 1501 nucleotides. RefSeq names its product slit homolog 1 protein-like. Bases 270 to 1367 code for a protein of 365 amino acids. Gene Ontology annotation, molecular function: protein binding. Lineage: Eukaryota; Metazoa; Mollusca; Bivalvia; Ostreida; Ostreidae. The transcript is spliced from 12 exons. Gene Ontology annotation, cellular component: extracellular matrix. The record is from RefSeq and is a predicted model, not a curated record.
CGAUGUCACGUGAUUUAAACAUUUCUAAUGGAGGAUUGAAAAAAAUAUUUGAACAUGACAUUUUAAGGCUGGAUAUUAGGUCGUGUACCAGGAAUAUGGAGAAAGGUUGAUUAUUGAAAAUACAGGAGAAAACUAGGUGAAAUAACACAGUGAAGAAAUGGUAUCGUAAAAAAAAAAAUAAUUCAUAAAAGGAUACCUGCAAGAAUUAUGCUGCUUUCCGUUGGAAUUUUAGGGAAAUAUUUCGCUUCAUCUAGUCUAUCCUCCAUAGUAUGGUAACUUGGAACCGCUCUCGGAAGAAGUUGCGCUAUGGUCAAUCUCUUGCCCCAGUACACAUCAUGUUUUUGCGGUUUGGAGUCUUUCUGUGUAUAUUCGGAGCCGUUUUUCAAACGGCGACGGCAUGUACCCCGUGCCCCAGUAUGUGUUCCUGCACCCUCAAGUCUGGCACCACAGACGAGUGCGAGGUCGAAUGUCAAGGACAAGGUUACAGGACGUUGCCAACGGCGGCGGAAAUGCCCGCUGCAGCAAGUUGGAAAAUUGUGAAACUAGAUCUGUCGAAUAAUGACAUAGAAGAAGUGCCAAGAAAUAACAUAUCAUUUUUGACGAACUUGCAGGAAUUAAGCCUGCGGGGGAAUAAUAUCUCUAUCAUGGAAGAUAAUACUUUUGAUGAUUUAGAAGAAUUAGAAGUAUUAGAUUUAUCAUCCAAUCACAUCACACAGUUCCCAGAUGACUUGUUUGAAUCACCCAACAUCAUCAUUAAACAUUUAAAUAUCAGUCACCUACAAUUAACCAGUAUUAAGGAAAGUUUUCUAAGAAAAUUAAAGGAAAUAGAAGUCCUUGAUGCAAGCUACAACAGAAUUGACCGCCUGUCUUCCAACUUGUUCAAUAAAAAUGACAAAAUACAAUUAUUCAAAAUGAGUAAUAAUGAUUUGGUGUCUGUGGACUUGAGGCGAUUUCGAAAAUAUGUAUCAGAUCUUUCCUACAAUAAGCUAACAAGUAUAGAAGCUUCCCACUUCAUCACUUCUAUUUUACAACUUGAUCUGACAGGGAAUCUAAUAAGCAGUGUGGAUCCUUCUGUUCUGGAUCAGCUGCCAAAUCUGCAAAAUAUAAGUUUGGCAGGAAAUCCUUGGGAAUGUACAUGCAGCCUCAAAGAUUUCCACGAUAAACUUAUCCAGCUGGAAACUUCAUCCGGACUCAUUCUAGUCGACAAAUGGAAUAUUAGGUGUAGCAAUCUGGAUGUGCCCAUGUUCAAUCUGACAAACACAGCACUCUGGUCAUGUCUUUGCAAGAAAAAGCAAAAUCCUGCAUCAUGCCUGGCCAAACAGUGGCCCAAAAUUAGAUCAAAACGUGCCCCUGGUAAGGAGGUGUAGGGCGGUUUUGUACUGUGACCAUUUCACCCCUGCUGCUUGAGCUCUUUCUAUUCCUGUCAUAUACAUAAGCCCCAAUAGAGUUUGGAACCAACUCUUCUUGUGUGCUUCUUUCAUUUGUGUAGAAAAUAACAACA